This is a messenger RNA of Lagopus muta (rock ptarmigan), 5290 nucleotides long. RefSeq names its product unc-5 netrin receptor B (gene UNC5B). Gene Ontology annotation, molecular function: netrin receptor activity; protein binding. The record is from RefSeq and is a predicted model, not a curated record. Bases 73 to 2907 code for a protein of 944 amino acids. Gene Ontology annotation, biological process: netrin-activated signaling pathway; anterior/posterior axon guidance. Gene Ontology annotation, cellular component: membrane. Lineage: Eukaryota; Metazoa; Chordata; Aves; Galliformes; Phasianidae. The transcript is spliced from 17 exons.
CGCGGGCAGCCCGGCAGUGUGGCGAGGCGGGCGGGCAGCAGCGCUGUGCUCCGCUGGGCUCCGCGCUCCGCCAUGCCGCCGGCCCGCCGCCUCCUCCUGCUCUUCCUCCUCCUCCUGCUGCCGCUGCACCGUCGCUGGGCGCUGGCCGCCGCAGGGCUGGAGUACAGCGAGGUGCUGCCCGACUCCUUCCCAUCAGCACCGGCAGAGACACUGCCCCACUUCUUGCGGGAGCCGCAGGAUGCCUACAUCGUCAAGAACAAGCCCGUGGAGCUGGUCUGUAGGGCCAACCCUGCCACACAGAUCUACUUCAAGUGCAACGGGGAGUGGGUAAACCAGAACGAUCAUGUCACCACUGAGAGCCUAGAUGAGGUCACAGGGCUGCUGGUGCGGGAGGUGCAGAUCGAGGUGUCCCGACAGCAGGUGGAGGAGCUCUUUGGCUUGGAGGAUUAUUGGUGCCAGUGCGUGGCCUGGAGCUCCGCGGGCACCACGAAGAGCCGCAGGGCGUACGUCCGCAUUGCAUACCUGCGGAAAAAUUUUGACCAGGAGCCACUGGGCAAGGAAGUGCCACUGGAGCAGGAGGUGCUGCUGCAGUGCCGGCCACCUGAGGGGGUGCCACAGGCAGAGGUGGAGUGGCUAAGGAAUGAGGAUGUCAUUGAUCCCACCCAGGACACCAACUUUCUCAUCACCAUCGAUCACAACCUCAUCAUCAAGCAGGCCAGGCUCUUGGACACUGCUAAUUACACCUGCAUGGCCAAGAACAUCGUAGCCAAACGCCGGAGCACCACAGCUGCUGUCAUUGUCUACGUGAAUGGUGGCUGGUCCACCUGGUCUGAGUGGUCUCCUUGCAACAACCGCUGUGGCCGGGGCUGGCAGAAGCGCACCCGGACGUGCACCAACCCCGCCCCACUCAAUGGCGGCUCCUUCUGCGAUGGGCAGCCCUUCCAGAAAAUAACCUGCACCACGCUCUGCCCAGUGGACGGCGCGUGGACGGAGUGGAGCAAGUGGUCGGCAUGCAGCACUGAGUGCACCCACUGGCGCAGCCGCGAGUGCUCUGCGCCAGCUCCACGCAACGGUGGCAAGGAUUGCAGCGGCGGGCUGCUCGACUCCAAGAACUGCACCGACGGGCUCUGCCUGCACAAUAAAAGAGUUCUAAGCGAACCCAAAAGCCACCUGCUGGAGGCCACGGGUGAUGUAGCCCUGUAUGCUGGACUGGUGGUGGCCAUUUUCGUCUUCAUUGUCAUCCUCAUGGCUGUGGGGGUGGUGGUGUACCGGAGGAGGUGCCGGGACUUUGACACCGACAUCACAGACUCAUCAGCUGCCCUGACUGGAGGCUUCCACCCAGUCAACUUCAAGACUGCCCGGCACGACAACCCCCAGUUACUGCACCCCUCCAUGCAGCCGGACCUGACGGCCAACGCAGGAGUGUACCGGGGCCCCAUGUACUCCCUGCAGGACUCUUCUGACAAGAUCCCCAUGACCAACUCCCCCUUGCUCGACCCACUCCCCAACCUCAAGAUCAAGGUCUACAACUCCUCCACCACCUCCUCUUCGCCAGGGCUGCACAAUGGGACAGAUUUGCUGGGGGGAAUCCCUGCUGCCGGCACCUUCCCAGGAGACAGUGGCAGCCAAUUUGUGAACAUGCGGAGCAAAGCCCAGCAGGGCUCCCAGCACCUCCUUAGUCUGCCUCAGGAACAUGGCACCAGUGCCAGUGGGACUUUCAGCUACCUGGGGGGAAGGCUAACCAUCCCCGGCACUGGGGUGAGCCUGCUGGUACCACAUGGAGCCAUCCCGCAGGGAAAGUUCUACGAGAUGUACCUGGUCAUCAACAAGGCAGAGAGCAGCCUCUUGCCCUCCGAGGGCACGCAGACGGUGCUGAGCCCGGUGGUGACCUGUGGACCCACCGGCCUGCUGCUGUGCCGCCCUGUUGUCCUCACCAUUCCUCACUGUGCGGAUGUCAGCUCUUCGGACUGGAUCUUCCAGCUGAAAACACAGUCUCAUCAGGGGAACUGGGAGGAAGUGGUGACCCUGGAUGAGGAGACCCUCAAUACCCCCUGCUACUGCCAGCUGGAAGCCAAGUCCUGCCACAUCCUGCUAGAUCAGCUGGGCACCUACGUUUUUGUGGGCGAGUCCUACUCCAGGUCGGCAAUCAAGAGGCUCCAGUUGGCCAUCUUUGCCCCCGCCAUCUGCACCUCCCUGGAGUACAGCCUUAAGGUCUACUGCCUGGAGGACACGCCGGAUGCACUGAAGGAGGUUCUGGAGCUGGAGCAGACACUGGGUGGGUAUCUGCUGGAGGAGCCCAAGCCCCUGCCCUUCAAGGACAGCUACCACAACCUGCGUCUCUCCAUCCACGACAUCCCCCACUCAUUGUGGAGAAGCAAGCUGCUGGCCAAGUACCAGGAAAUCCCUUUCUACCACAUCUGGAGUGGCAGCCAGCGAGCCCUGCACUGCACUUUCACGCUGGAGAGGUACAGCCAGGCCUCCACUGAGCUCACCUGCAAGAUUUGCGUCCGGCAGGUGGAAGGGGAAGGACAGAUCUUCCAACUCCAUGUCACGCUGGGAGAGCAUGCCAGCUCCUUCGACACCCUCCACUCACACAACAACAGUGCCCCCACCACCCAGCUGGGACCCUACGCCUUCAAAAUCCCCCUCUCCAUCCGGCAGAAGAUCUGCAACAGCCUGGAUGCUCCCAAUUCCAGAGGGAAUGACUGGAGGCUUCUCGCCCAGAAACUUUCCAUGGACCGGUAUCUGAACUACUUUGCCACCAAAGCCAGCCCCACUGGGGUGAUCCUGGACUUAUGGGAAGCUGAGCACCAAGACGAUGGCGAUCUCAACACCUUGGCCAGUGCCUUAGAAGAGAUGGGCAAGAGCGAGAUGCUGGUGGUCAUGGCCACGGAGGGUGACUGCUGAUGGUGCUCCCUUCAGGGGGAUGGCGAAGGGGGACCUUCCCCAGCACCUGUCCCUGCAUGGGGGCUGAAUGAGGAAGGGCCGAGGGCCCUGCUUCUCCCUUCCCACGUCACUGUCAGCCUUACAGACCAAUCCUCAGCGUUUACAAGCAAUUCAAGUGUUACACGGCCUUCCUCCUCCUCUCGGGUGGCAUUGGUGAUGCUGGAGGAACUGGGGCUUCUUGAGCCGAGGCAGUGGGGGCUUUCCUUCUCCUUUGGGUUCCUUCCCAUCUGGUUCUCCUCCUCCUUUGAUAGCAUUUCUGCAUUGAAGAGAUGAGUACAACCUAGGCAAGUGGCUUAUUUCUGUCAAAGGCUUCAGACAGCUUCAAAAGGCAAGUAGGAAAGGAAGAAAAAAGGAAAACAAAAAAAAAAAAAAAAAAAAAAAAAAAAAAACCCAACAGUUUCUUAGGAAACGCAAAUAAUUUAUUAUCCAGAUCUUUGGAUGAGUCCUUUUUAAAAAAAAAAAAUGGGAAAAAAAAAAAAGAUUUAUAAAUCUGUGUGUGUGUGUGUGUGUGUGUGUGUGUAAGAGAGAGAGAGAGAGAGGGAAGAGCACUGUUGUGGUCAGAGUGGCAGAGAGAGAUUUAAAUGAACGCUCUUUUUUUAGGGAAAGCGUGCGGUCGAGCUGAGCAAACUUUGUUUACAUGUCCUGGGACCCCAGGAAGUCCAUAGGGUUAAGUGCCUCUAUUCCCCUGUGCUUCAGGGUGAGCUGAGACCCUCCCCCAGGUUUUCACUGCAUGUUCCCCUUCCUGGUGGCAGUCCCAUGGAGUGGGGGCUGCAGGUGCACAGGAGGGCUGCUGUCCUGCUUCUCUCCCUGGCAUUCUCUAAGGAGCAGCACAGCACAGCACGGUGCCCCUGUCCCCUUGCUCCUCCUCCAUCGCUGGGCUCUGUCUCCAUCCGUUGUGGCAUCAGCAGGGGGUGCCAGAUCCAUUCACGAAUUCUUCCCCAGCGUAGUUUUGAGGGGGAGCUUUUAGGAUGACUGCGCCUUCAUAUAGAGAAAUACAAACCAAAGACUUCAGCCCGGCGCUAGGCACAGGCCAAAGUUGUUUUCUUAACAGAAACCCAGAUGGUGCAGUUCAUUCCCCAAACCUGGGGUUUUGGGAGGCAGGUCGGGGGGCAGACCACAUCCUCUGGGCUCCCUGGUUUUGGGUCAGUAUUUUGGCAGGGAUGCAGGGAGGAAGGUGUGGGUCUGCAGGCUGCUUUGGGGGAGAUCCAUAUGGGGCUGUCCUGCUUCUGCAUGAGGUCUGAGGACAAUGCCUGGGGGUCACUGUGCCAUUGCACAUAUCAGGGUUGCUGCAUGUUUGCACAAAGCCCGCUGGAAUUAUGGACAUGCCCCAUGCCACCCAGCAUUUUGAAGUGUUGGCUUCACAUUGGGGUUAGAAAACAAUGCCAAUGGAGUCCUUAGUUUGCUUUCUUUGAGUUUCUUUUGGUCCUGUGCUGAGUUCUACCUCGCUACCUUGCUGGUAAGGAAGGAUCUCUAGGCUGGGAGCCGGGCUAAGUGUUCCAGCACGUAAGCAGCCACUGGGUUUCCAUCCCGUUGCACCUCCUUUAUUUUCUCCUUUUUUUCCUGUAGUUGACAUUUUAUAACAGUGGAGAUGUUGCGUGAUGAAUGGAAAAGUAAUCGUAGGAUAACGAGGUUCAUCACAAAGGUAUGGUGUCUCAAUGAAGGCUAAACAUAGGGAUUACCUGCAGGUAGAAGUAUUUACUCGUUGAUUGUUGUAUCUUAGAAAAUUGUCUAUUAAAAAAAAAAAAGAGAGAUUUUUUCAGGUUGGAAGCUUGGGGUGGGAAGACUUCUGGGUGAAUCCCUUUGCCACCAAGGAAGGGUUUCCUCUCUCCUUCAGGUUGCAUUUCAGCAUCCAAUCAGCGACACCCCAUCCCUUAGCAAGGGAAAGAAGCAAAUCUGGGGAAAAAAUGAAGAAUUGCUCUAAGGAAGCAGCUGCUGACAUUAAAUAGGGCGUCAGCAACUCCUCUGAGGGAGGUGAGCUGCUCUAUUUGGGUGCAGGACGGGACACGUCUGAAUCUCUCUCGCUCUCAUUCUCACUGCCUGCUCCGUGGAGCAUGCAGCCACCCAUCUGUCCAUCUGUCCUUCUUACCCUGUCUGUCUGCAUCCGUCUCUCCUCCCUCUGGGGCCAUUCAGUGCCAGCCUCGGGGCCAUGGGCCAUGUGGUGCUGGCAGCGUCUGUCUCCAUAUUUAUACGUCCAGGGGAUGGGCCUGGGGGCAUCCUCUCCAUCUGCGUUCUGUUUAUUCUGUAAACUAAAGAACUGUAAAUAAAGUUUAGCGUUCCUAUUGUAACAAAUUAAUUUUUAUGCAAUAAAUUAUAUUUCCUAGUCUAAUAAUUAAAAGGAAAGAAA